Molecule: messenger RNA, 1851 nt
Organism: Elgaria multicarinata webbii
Lineage: Eukaryota; Metazoa; Chordata; Lepidosauria; Squamata; Anguidae
Product: putative DBH-like monooxygenase protein 2
Exons: 13
Coding region: 1-1851 (616 amino acids)
Biological process (GO): dopamine catabolic process; octopamine biosynthetic process; norepinephrine biosynthetic process
Cellular component (GO): secretory granule membrane
Molecular function (GO): dopamine beta-monooxygenase activity; copper ion binding
Source: RefSeq, a predicted model, not a curated record
AUGAUGAGCCCCCCAUGUAUGAAAAGCCUGCUGUUUCUCAUGUCCACCGUGUGCCUUUGCUGCAGCCACUCCUCAUUGUCUUCACUGCGUUUCUCUGCAUUCCUGGACCCUUCACACCAGAUCUACCUCCAGUGGGACCACGAUGAUGAAGAUGCCAUGAUGACUUUUGAGCUUCAAGUCCAGUCAACGGGAUGGGUGGCUUUUGGCUUCACCAUUGAUAAAAAGAUGCCUGGGGCAGACUUUGUGAUUGGUGGAGCCCUUCCCGAUGGCAACGUCUAUUUCUCGGACUGGCAUGCUGUGAAUCAUGAAACCAUUUUGGAGGAUGAAAGCCAAGACUACGAGUUGCUGUCACUGACCGAGGACAGGACUUCCACCACCAUAGCAUUCAGGCGACAUCUCCGGACAUGUGAUGAACAUGACAUGGACAUCACGAAUGACACGCUACGACUGAUGGCAGCUUAUGGCACAGAUGACACCAUUGACUUUUUCAAAGGAAAAAUAAUCUACAAAUCUCUUUUCUUGAUGAUGCUUUACAAUGAAGAAGAUUUGCACAUGCCCAGUGUCUACCACGUGUAUGAUCUGAAACUAAACGAUUUCCCCAUCCCAGUGGAUGAGACCACCUACGCCUGCACUUUCAUUCCACUGCCCAUAGUCAAGACAAAGCAUCACAUCUAUAAGUUUGAGCCCGUGAUCACACCCCGGAACGAAACCAUGGUACACCACAUCCUGGUUUACGCCUGUGGCAAUGCAAGUGUGCUGCCUCAUGGUGUCAGUGACUGCUAUGGAGGAGAUCCCGAUUUUGCCCUGUGCUCCCAAAUUCUGGUGGGCUGGGCCGUAGGCGGAGUGUCCUACAGUUUCCCAGAUGAAACAGGGAUCUCCAUAGGUACACCAAGGGAUGCCCAGUGGAUCCGAUUAGAAGUCCACUACAGCAAUUUUAACUUAAUUCCAGGCUUAAUUGACAACUCGGGGAUACGCCUCUACUUCACCCCGGAGCUGCGUCCUUACGACAUGGGGGUGCUACAAACCGGAAUCUUCACCUUUCCUAUCCAUUUCAUCCCUCCUGGAGCCGAUUCUUUCAUGUCCUACGGCAUCUGCAAUACCAGUUGUUUUGAAGAGAUGAAUGGGGCUCCAGUGCCUGAUAUGCAUGUAUUUGGUUACUUGCUGCACACCCACUUGGCUGGACGGGGUGUAAGAGGUGUCCAAUACCGGAAUGGAGAACAGCUGAGAGUCCUCUGUGAAGACAAUAAAUAUGAUUUCAAUCUCCAGGAGACAAGAGCCUUGAAAGAGGUCAUCGUUCUGAAACCUGGAGAUGAGUUCCUUGUGGAAUGCCACUAUCAAACCCUGGAUCGGACAGGGCUGACCUUUGGAGGGCCAAGCACCCUAAAUGAAAUGUGCCUGGUGUUCCUCUUCUACUACCCUCGCAACUUCAUCUCCAGCUGCCAGGGUUAUCCAAACAUUCAACAAGUUGCGCAAAACCUUGGCCAAGAGGCCGCAGAUGCAAUGGAAGGAAUGAUGGCCAUUAACAUGGUGGAAUGGGACAACGAGACCAUCAAGCAGGCAGAGAAAGCAUGCAAGGAAGCAGACCAGAUUAUCUUAAUUAAAACAAUCGAUGAGGUGCUGAAAAAUGAAACAAGCUUCAUUCGAGAUAUUGUUCUUCCCGAACCCCUACCCUGCAGGGACAUUUCUAGAACCAUGCCUGCACCUCGGCCAAAACGGCAAGCCAAGAACCAGGCAGCUUCAACAGCGGCUUCCAAAGCUCCCAGCCCAAAGGACAUUUGUCCUCUUCCUGCCCUGCUCUUCAUACCUUUGGGUUUUGCUUGGUUUCUUACCGCCUAUCAGUGCAGACUCUGA